Sardina pilchardus (European sardine) is the source of this 6772-nucleotide messenger RNA. It is a transcript of the gene svild, whose product is annotated as supervillin d. Gene Ontology annotation, molecular function: actin filament binding; phosphatidylinositol-4,5-bisphosphate binding. Gene Ontology annotation, biological process: barbed-end actin filament capping; actin filament severing; cytoskeleton organization. Bases 641 to 5509 code for a protein of 1622 amino acids. The transcript is spliced from 30 exons. Gene Ontology annotation, cellular component: actin cytoskeleton; cytoplasm. NCBI's taxonomy places the organism in Eukaryota, Metazoa, Chordata, Actinopteri, Clupeiformes, Clupeidae. The record is from RefSeq and is a predicted model, not a curated record.
UAGGAAAGACCAGUGCCACAGAUGUGUGAGGUGUCCCACACUCUCUGUGGUGUGUUUAGGGAGUGAUUUGAACGCUACUAUUUUAGAAAGCCACCUCCGCCCUAAAGGAUUGCCAAGCGUGCGUUUUUUAAUCCAGCCAAAGCUUCGUCUUCCUUCCCCGAAGCUAAGUGGCGUUGUCCUUACUGCUUGUCUCAAAACAAAGACUUUCGCCGUUUGCACGUGUGGGCUUUUUUCUCCAGUUUGUCCUAAAUUGAAAUUUGAAGUCAUCCAGCGGGUGUGAAUCGAUCCCGCUGAGGCUAAUGAAAACAUCCUUUCUGACAGUUGGACAGCUGGUAAUCGCUUCUUCCCAGUGCAUGAAGGAGGGAAUGUAGUCUACUUUUCUUUCACCACCUGGCAUACUGCUCCAAUUUAAACCGGACGCUUGAGAGAUGCUAUACUCCAGGUGAUCCCACUGCCGUUCCUUCCUUCCUUCCUCCCUCGACUCCAUCCGAGAUCCGCUGGGACACGUCGGGGUCAAAUCCAGCACCUCCCACAUCCCCUUGGCCGGCGAGGAAGACCAGGCCUGCUACGCUGGUGAGGAGGAGGAGGAGGAGGAAGAGGCGAACAGAGGAGUGGAGGUCAGGGGUCAAAGGCCGUUGUCAUGGACGCGGUUGAGGCCAUGUCGUCGAUGGAGUCCAAAGCCGAGCGGAUCGCCCGCUACAAGGCGGAGCGGCGGCGAGAGCUGGCCGAGCGUUACGCUAACAUGGAGGACCUCAGCAGCAAGUACACGCGCCGACCCAAGGACACAGCGCCAGAAGCUGGGGACACCGGGAGCAAAGGGAACUCUGGGACAGACGAGACCUCCGGGGGGCGGGACUCGCCGCUGUCACGCAGCGGCCUGAAGGGGAGGCGGCCGGAGAAGGAGAGCGACCCGGAGCCAGAGGCCGAGGACGACGCCAAGACGGCCCCCACCGCCAAGACGGCCCCCACCGCCAAGACGGCCCCCGCCGCCAAGACCACCGCCGCCCCCAGUGCAGCGGGAGACGGGGCUCCGGGGAACGCCGCGCGCCGCAACCGGUUGGAAGCGGAGGAAGCCCGGAAGCCAAAGGCUGACCAGAAAACAGACAACGCUGCCAAGACAAGCAUUGCUGCCAAGAUGUCUCUGUUUAAAGAGCUGGAGAAGUCGUCCGUCCACGACGUCUCUGCGGGCGACGGCACCAGGAAGGGCGGCGGGGGUUACCGCGGCAACGCAAAGGGGCACGACUCUCGGCCAAUCAGAGGCCAGGAGUCCGAGGCAACGUCCAGUCCUUCUCAGGGUUCCUCAAACGAGGAUGAGGAGAACCGUGAGGAGAAACUGAGGAAGAGCACGACGCGCCAAACUAGUCAAUCAGAAGCCGAGGAGGACUCCAAGAAAGGAACGAAAGGCCACCUCUCCCGACCAAUCGGCAGCAGAGACAAGGAGGAAGAGGAGAAGGAGCAGCAGGCCACUCCGGCCUACUUCACCUCCUCCACGGUCCUCCUGGGCCCGAACCAGGACCCCAAGCCCAGCGAGAGGUUCCGCUCCCUGGGCAGCAGCAGCAGCGAGGAGGACCCCCGGCCCCGGACCUCCUCCACCGCCUCCUCCGCGUCCACGGACCGCGAGGGGGACUUCCGCUCGUCGGCGUCCAGCCUGCAGCGGCAGGACUCCGGGCAGCGGAGCAUCAGGGGCAUCCUGAAGAAGAGCCGGUCCACCAGCGUGGACACUGACCCCGGGGGGGUCAUCGAGGAGCGCAACGGCACCCACGACGCCUCCGGAAAGGAGGAGGAGGAGGAGGAGGAGGAGGAGGGGAUGGAGGAGGAGGAGAGGAAGAACGGAGUGAAGGAGGAGGAGGCGGAGGAGGAUGAGAUAGACGCGAGGGAUGAGAGGAGGAGAGAGGAGGGAGAGAGGAUGGAAGACAGGAUUGAGACGGAGGAGAGGAGGAAGAGAGGACUGCAGCGCGGAGAGUCCAGCCAGGCAGAUGAUGAAGAGGAGGAGGAUGAAGAGGAUGACAGCAGAGGAGUGCAGAUAGAGGAAGAGGAGGAAGAAGAAGAAGAAGAGGAGGAAGAAGAGGAGGAGGAGGAGGAGGAAGAGAGGGAGGACCGGAGGAGAAGAAUGCAGAGAGAGAGGAGCUGCUCCAGCGAUGUGGCGGGGAGUCCGUCGCCCCCGGGCUCUCUGGAGAAGACCUCGUCCCUGUCCCUGUCCGAGGAGGGAGACGAGCACGACAGCCUGGAGGGGAGCACGGGCUCCUCACUCAAAGAACGGCUGUCGGAGUUGACCGGUGGGGAGGAGGACUCGAGGUCUCGGCUGAAGAAGAGCAAGGCCACUGAUUUGGUCCAGACGCCUCUGGCCGACCGAUUCAACCAGCUGCACGACGCUGAGAAUGCCUGGAGGAAGAAGAAGUCUGCGGUGGAUUUGGAGCCCAAGAUGUCUCUGGCCGACAGGAUGAAGAUCCUACAGGAGAAGGAGGAGCAGUGGAAGAGCAGGGGCAAGGGGGCCGCCAACGACUCCGUACAGUUCUCAGUCGCUGGCCGCAUGGCAAAGAAAGGCCUUGUGUCUCCCAUAUCGCCCAAAGAUGAUCCUCCGGUCCUCAAGAAACACACCUCAGGAACUCCUGUCAAGCCAUUGGAAGAAAUCGCCAGUCGUCCUGAUGUGGCGAUGGAGGGGGAUAAACGGCUAGACAAGCUGGAAUCCUUCCUGGACAGACUGCAUAGUAAAGGCGUGGGCAAGGGAAGGUCCUCCACCAUCGAGGUGACGGAGGAGAAGGAGAAGGAGGUCAUGACGCUGGACGACGACGAGAUGUUCAGACGCUUCUACAAGCCCGUGUCGCCGAGCUCCACCGUCACCAUAGUUACCGAGGACUUCAGUGUCAUCAACACAGACUCACCCAAAUUGGCAUCGGCCGUGGCGAAGCACAAGCGCGCGGUGCGUCCGUCUCGGAACAAGACAUCGUCGCGGAACCCCCUGCGAGCGCUGGCGGCGCGCGACGACCUGCGGCAGACGUACACCGAGCAGCGGCUCAACAUCGCUACCGUGGAGACCAAGAGGAUCCAGAUGGAGCGCAUGGCUAAGCAUUCUAACCUGGCGGACGUUGCCUUGGCGGGUCUUGCCAGUAAGGAGAACUUCCGGAAGGUUAAUCUGCGCAGUGUCAAGUCCACAGAGGUGGUGACCAACAACAGCACACUGCCCUUCAACAAGCUCAUGCUCAUCCACAUCAAAGGUCGGAGGCAUGUGCAGGUGCGUCUGGUGGAGUCCACGGCUCGUUCUCUGAACAGCGGGGAUUGCUUCCUGCUCAUCACCCCCAAACACUGCUUCCUGUGGAUCGGGGAGUUCGCCAACGUCAUCGAGAAGGCCAAGGGCUCAGAGAUGGCCCAGUAUGUGCAGGCUAAGCGUGAUCUGGGCUGCAAGGCACCUCAGGUCACUGUGCUGGAGGAGGGCAUCAACACGGACAGCCGCACCUCCAAAGAGUUCUGGAACCUUCUCGGAGGAAAGUGCGAGUACAGAGGAGCGGGCGAGCCAGAUGAAGAUGAGCUGUAUGAGAGCGGGGUGCUGGAGGCGACCGGUGUGUAUCGUCUGGCCGAGGGGAAGUUGGUGCCACACGAGGAGGCCUGGGCCUCUAUACCCAGUGUGACCAUGCUCAACUCUAAAGAGGUGCUGGUGUAUGACUUUGGCAGCGAGCUGUACGUGUGGCACGGGAAGGACGUGCCCCUGGGCGACCGGAAGGUGGCGGUGCAGCUGGCCAAGCAGCUCUACGGCGCCCCCUACGACUACUCCAGCUGCAGCUACAACCCCCUCGACCCCUCGCAAGCCAAUCCCGACAUGCCGCUGCAGGGCGAGGGCAGACCCAGCUGGUGCCUGCUGGGCCGUCUGUCGGAGCAUAACGAGACGGCUCUGUUCCGGGAGAAGUUUCUGGACUGGUCCGAGAGGAAAGCGCUCGAGACGCCCGUGGAGGAGGUCAAGGCAAAGACCCCUGUGCACCUCACUCUGAGUUCGGACUUGGACUUGCGCCCCUGCGACGUGGCGCCCCUGCUGCAGGGCGGGGGUAACCCCGUGCGGACGCUGCUGGAGGGCGUGGACGUGCAUCGGGGCCACGGGCUGGUGCGCAGCGAGGACGGACGCCAGGCGGAGCUGGCCACCGUGGGCGUGGACGCCUGGCACAUCCGCGAGUUCGACGACUUCGAGAUCCCGCAGGAGAGCGUGGGCCAGCUGCACGAGGGAGACACCUACGUCAUACGAUGGAAGUACACCAUCACCAACGUGGUGGGGAAGCGCCAGAAGCCGGGCGAGCUGAGCGGUGGUCCGGGGAGAGAGCGCUCGGCCUGCUUCUUCUGGCAGGGACGCGAGUCCAGCGUCAGCGGCCGCGGCACCUCCGCACUCAUGACCGUGGAGCUGGGCAACCACCGGGGGGCGCAGGUUCUGGUGGCUCAGGGAAAGGAGCCUCCCUGUUUCCUUCAGUUGUUCCAGGGAGGUCUCACUAUUCACGGCGGCUGCAGAGAGGACAGUGGCAGCAAUACCGGUGAGUGGCGCCUGUUCUGCGUGCGUGGCGAGGUGCCCGUGGAGGCGUCUCUGGUGGAGGUGGCGUGCUGCUGUGCCAGCCUGCGCUCGCGCGCCACCCUGGUGCUGCUGGGCACCCACGCCAGCCUGCUCUACCUGUGGCACGGCUGCAAGAGCCACCCCACCGCCCGCGAGGUGGCCAAGAGGGCCGUGGAGCGCCUCACACAAACGUGUUCCCCAGAGUUUGGUCUCGACAGCAGCAGCAGUGUCAAAGUCCAGGAAGUGGAGGAGGGGGCGGAGACAAAAGACUUCUGGAAGGCUAUUGGCCAACAGGACAGGAAGGCCUACGACUGCAUGCUUCAAGACCCUGGCAAGUAUAACUUCACGCCGCGGCUCUUCCGUCUCAGUGCGAGUGGUGGAACCUUCCAGGGGGAGGAGCAGUUGAGCCCUGCCCGUGUCACAGGCGCUGUCAUGGCGAUGCCCUUCCUGCAGGACAACCUCUACUCUGUCCCACAGCCAGCUCUGUUCCUGCUGGAUAACCGGCUGGAGGUGUACCUGUGGCAGGGCCCGCAGCUGGACGACGAGGAGUGCACCGGCUCCGCCAAGAUCCGCUGGGACGCCGAGCGCAAGUGCGCCAUGGAGACCACGCUGCGCUACUGCAAAGAAAAGAACUCCAAGCGACCCCCCCAGGCCUAUCUGAUUUUGGCUGGUGCCGAGCCGCGCACGUUUACAAACAUCUUCCCUUACUGGGAGCGAGACCCUAGCAUCAAAGUGCAGGACGAAGGUGUGCGUAACAAGGUGAUCCUGGUGCAGGACGCUCUGUCUCGUCUCUCCAAGAGGCAGUACUCGAUAGAGGAGCUCACCUCCAAACCCCUGCCCGAGGGAGUCGACCCCCUACACCUGGAGAUAUACCUGUCCGACAAGGACUUCAAGACGCUGUUGGAGGUCACGCGAGAAGAGUUUAACGCUCUUCCUAACUGGAAGCAGCUGAAGCUGAAGAAAAGCAAAGACCUCUUUUAAAACACAGAACUUUUAACUUUUAAAAACACACUAUAUUCGUCUGAAAGAGGGAGAGAGGCAGAGACAGAGCGCACAUCUCUCUUCCAAUUUUAAAUUGCUGUUUGUCUCACCAAAAGGAUACUCUUUUUGAUGUUGUUGUUUUUGUUUUUUUGUUUUUUUCAUGUGAAACACAACUGUACAGUUUAACUUUCUUUUCUAAACCUUCAAUUAACCUGUUUACUAUCCAGUUACAACCUGUAAUUCCGCAACAUUCCUUUUAUAGCUGUUAAAUUUAGCUUCAUCCUCCUGUAGCUUUAUAGUCACCUAAGAGAUCGCCCCUCUAUACCCAACAACGACAGACCACAUGCCUGUCCUCUAUCUAACCAUGUAUUGAACUAUAAAUAUGUAUUAUAAAUGUAUAAUUUUCUUUUAAGUCAUUUUUACUCUGCCAUCAUCAAACUGUGAGAGAAUGUGGAAUGUUGCACGCUUCGUCACUGCCAGUGGAGGCUUAUUGUGGGGACUGCAUGUCGACCUUUGACCUUUGACCUUUGUCUCUUGAGAAGUCACCUGUCGUGCCAGUGAAGAUGCCCGCGCUCGCAGCCCCACGCCGCCGUGUUCAGUGGUCAGCGACAUGUUUGGACGAACCCUGCUGGACACAGAUGAACUGAAAUGCCUUGCCUAUGCCACAGAUGUAUGCACAAACAUUUAAAAGUACUGUCAAGUCAGGGGGGAAAGUGAGCAUUCUUCUUUGUAAGGGUUUUUUAAUCCAAAGGGGCCCUCAUUUAAAUGCUCGGCAAAAGUGCAAAAUCAAGUCUACUGUAUGAGCAAAGUUCUCACGCAUGAACUAACAAUAUUAAAUGGUGUGAGACAGCUGCUUUUAACUGACCCACUGCUGUUUCUCAUGGCAAAUGUCCCAAUUCUCCCCACUUAAAUCUUCCACUUAGUUUUGACUGCCCUCGACAGUAAAGUAAAGACGAGGGAAGUAGGGGGUGAAGAUCUUUCCCUAUGAAAUGGGACAUCACUUUUGCCGUUAUUAAGCGAGUGUUAGAUAAGACUUUAGACGUUGGACUUUGCCCAGCAUUUAAAUGAAGGUUCCGUGUUUUUUUUUAGAAAAAAACGUGGGUCACAUCAGUCACUUUCGCAUACAGCGUCUUGUUCAUUAACAGCAUGGAGAGUCGACGAGAGAGCUCGACAGUCACUCCUCGGCUUCCUGUACAUCUCUUUUCCCCUGACGAAAUAAAUAAUGCUGUUCGUACACUCAAAAACGCUUUUCUAUUCAGUUCU